AUGAUCAGCACAUCGAGUAUCGCUCGGACGAGAGUUAUCGCAUCUACGAGUCGGACCCAAAUUAGGAGUCUGGCAAGUAAGCCUAUAACUGCCAACGAGAAGAAUUUAGUGCCUAUACGGACCAAUCUUCGAGGUUCCGCUUUACUCAAUACCCCUCGUGGCGCAGGUUUUUCCCGGGAAGAAAGACAGAUCUUCGGACUUGAAGGUUUCUUACCUUACGAUGUGCAUUCCUUGGAGAAACAAGCUCUUAGAGCUUACAACCAGCUUCUCAAGCAACCCUCUGUAAUCCUCAAACACGCUUUCCUUGCUUCCCUUCGAGACCAAAAUCAAGUUCUUUUCUACAAGAUCAUGCAAGAUCACUUGAAAGAAUUGCUCGGUGUACUCUAUACUCCUGGUGCUGCCGAAGCUGUCGCAAAUUAUUCCAACCUUUUCAGACGACCUGUCGGUUGUUACAUCUCUUUCCCUAACCAAGACAGUAUGCGAGCUCAAUUGGAAGGUCAUCUAUCAGAUGUCAAUAGAACUGCCGAUGUUGCAUACGAUUCCAAUAACCCUCACGAUGCUAUUGAUUUAGUGGUCGUGACUGAUGCUGAAGCUAUUUUGGGUAUUGGAGAUCAAGGUGUAGGAGGAAUAACAAUCUCAACAUCAAAAGCUGCACUCUACACAUUAGGAGCAGGUAUAAACCCAAAUCGAAUAUUACCAGUGGUCUUAGAUUGUGGAACCGAUAAUCAUGGUUUAUUCUCCGAUUCAUUAUAUAUGGGUUGGAAAAGAACACGAAUUAGAGGUAAAAACUAUGAUAAAUUCGUCGAUCGAUUCAUUCAAAACUGUAGAGAGUUGUUCCCAAAUGCUAUUAUCCAUUUCGAAGAUUUCGGUAUGGCCAACGCAUACAGAUUAAUGGAAAAAUACAAGGAUAUACCUAUGUUCAAUGAUGAUAUUCAAGGUACUGGUGCUGUUGCUUUAGCGGCUUUAAUAGCCGCUAUCAAAGUGUCCGGAGCUCGACUCUCAGAUCAAAGAAUCGUAAUCUACGGAGCUGGUUCCGCAGGAAUGGGUAUCGCAGACCAAAUCAAAGAUGGACUUAUGAUUCUUGAAGGAUUAUCAGAAGAAGAAGCUUCAAGAAGAUUCUGGUGUGUCGACAGAAAUGGUUUACUAGUUGAAAGUAUGGGUAACAAUUUGAGACACGCUCAAUUACCCUAUGCUCGACCAGAUGAGGAAAUCACUCAUUGGGAAAAGACUGAAGAUAAUGAAGGUACCUGGUUGAUGGAUGUCGUGAAAAACGUUAAACCCACUGUACUUAUCGGUACUUCAACCCAUUCUCGAGCGUUCUCAGAGGAGUUGAUCAGAGAGAUGGGCAAACAUGUUGAACGACCUAUCAUUUUCCCCAUGUCCAACCCUACUGCUUUAUGUGAAGUCGACCCAGCAGAUGCACUCGCUUGGACUGAAAACCGGGCUUUGGUAGCUACUGGAUCACCUUUCCCUCCUGUUCAAAUAGGUGAAGGCAAAUCAUAUACCGUCGCCCAAACCAACAACGCGUUAAUCUAUCCUGCACUGGGAUUAGGUGCUAUCCUUGCUCGAUCAAGGACGAUAUCCAAUUCCAUGUUAAUGGCCGGUGUCAAUUCGCUCGCAUCACUUUCACCUGCUUUAUCAAAUCCUGAAGCUUCACUCUUACCUGAUUUAGCAGAUGUUCGAAACGUGUCAGUAGACGUAGCAGCCGCAGUAGUCAGACAAGCUGUAGAAGAUGGAAACGCUCAAGAUGAAAAUACCAUUAAAAUCGUUAAAGGUAAAGGUCCUUUACCAUUAGAAGAGUAUAUCAGGUCGCGAAUGUGGGAUUCAGUGUAUAGACCACUUGAAUUGGUUGAUUAA
This is a messenger RNA of Kwoniella shivajii, 1857 nucleotides long. RefSeq lists its product as uncharacterized. Gene Ontology annotation, biological process: pyruvate metabolic process; malate metabolic process. Gene Ontology annotation, cellular component: cytosol; mitochondrion. The record is from RefSeq and is a predicted model, not a curated record. NCBI's taxonomy places the organism in Eukaryota, Fungi, Basidiomycota, Tremellomycetes, Tremellales, Cryptococcaceae. Gene Ontology annotation, molecular function: NAD binding; malate dehydrogenase (decarboxylating) (NAD+) activity. The transcript is spliced from 14 exons. The coding region runs from base 1 to 1857 and encodes 618 amino acids.